Molecule: messenger RNA, 999 nt
Organism: Dichomitus squalens LYAD-421 SS1
Lineage: Eukaryota; Fungi; Basidiomycota; Agaricomycetes; Polyporales; Polyporaceae
Product: tetrapyrrole biosynthesis porphobilinogen synthase
Exons: 4
Coding region: 1-999 (332 amino acids)
Biological process (GO): heme biosynthetic process
Cellular component (GO): cytosol
Molecular function (GO): zinc ion binding; porphobilinogen synthase activity
Source: RefSeq, a predicted model, not a curated record
AUGCUGAGCGGACUGCGCGCCAGUUCGGUUCUCCAGGGCGGGUACCAGCACCCUCUGUCUCGUUCGUGGCAGGCUCAGCGCACGCUGACCAAAAACAUGUUCAUGUACCCCAUCUUCAUCACCGACGAGCCGGAUGCGCGCGUUGAAAUCGCGAGCUUGCCUGGCCAAUGCAGAUGGGGCGUCAAUAAACUCGAAGAGUUCCUCGGGCCUCUCGUGCAGAAGGGCCUGCGCAGCGUCAUCCUCUUCGGCGUUCCGAUCCACUGCAACAAGGACGAGCGCGGCAGCCCCGCCGACGAUCCGAACGGCCCCGUCAUCUCCGCGAUCCGCAAAAUCCGCUCGCUCUGGCCCGAGCUGUACGUCGCGUGCGACGUGUGCCUCUGCGAGUACACCUCGCACGGCCACUGCGGGCUCUUCCGGCCCGAUGGCACCCUCGACCAGCCGCCGUCCGCGGCGCGCAUCGCGGAGGUCGCGCUGGCGUACGCGCGCGCGGGCGCGCACUGCGUCGCGCCGAGCGACAUGAUGGACGGCCGCAUCAAGGCCAUCAAGCGUGCGCUCAUCGACCACGGCUACGGCAACAAGGUCACGCUCAUGGCGUACUCGGCGAAGUUCGCGAGCUCGCUCUACGGCCCGUUCCGCGACGCCGCCGGGAGCGCGCCCGCGUUCGGGGACAGGAAGUGCUAUCAGCUGCCGCCUACUGCGAAGGGCCUCGCGCGUCGCGCGAUCAAACGUGAUGUGAACGAGGGCGCGGACAUCAUCAUGGUGAAGCCCGCGUUGCCCUACUUGGAUAUCAUCCAGGACGCAAAGGAGCUCGCUUCCGACCACCCUCUCGCUUGCUACCAAGUAAGCGGCGAGUUUGCUAUGAUCGUCGCUGGAGCUCGUGCUGGCGUAUACGACCUGAAGACGAUGGCGUUCGAGACCGCGGAGAGCUUCGUCAGGGCAGGUUGCACUCUCAUCCUCACGUACUUCACGCCCGAUUUCCUCGAGUGGUUGGACAACUAG